Messenger RNA from Austrofundulus limnaeus, 1014 nucleotides. RefSeq names its product BTB/POZ domain-containing protein 3. Gene Ontology annotation, biological process: neurogenesis; cerebral cortex development; dendrite morphogenesis. Lineage: Eukaryota; Metazoa; Chordata; Actinopteri; Cyprinodontiformes; Rivulidae. The record is from RefSeq and is a predicted model, not a curated record. Gene Ontology annotation, cellular component: cytosol. Gene Ontology annotation, molecular function: protein binding.
GUACAUCUACUGCGAUGAGAUCGAGCUGUGUGCCGACACGGUGCUCGCCACGCUCUACGCUGCUAAGAAGUACAUGGUGCCUCACCUGGCGCGGGCCUGCGUCAGCUUCCUGGAGACGAGCCUGAGUGCGAAGAACGCCUGCGUGCUGCUGUCUCAGAGCUGCCUGUUCGAGGAACCGGACCUGACGCAGCGCUGCUGGGAGGUGAUCGACGCGCAGGCCGAGCUGGCGCUGCGCUCCGAGGGCUUCUGUGACAUCGACGCGCAGACGCUGGAGAGCAUCCUGCGGCGCGAGACGCUCAACGCCAAGGAGACGGCGGUGCUGGAGGCGGCGCUGAACUGGGCCGAGGCCGAGUGCCAGAGGCGGGACCUGCCGCCCAGCAUGGAGAACAGGCGGCUGGUUCUGGGCAAGGCCAUCUACCUGAUCCGGGUGCCCACCAUGGCGCUGGAGGACUUCGCCAACGGGGCGGCGCAGUGCGGCGUGCUGACGCUCAACGAGACCAACGACAUCUUCCUGUGGUACACGGCCUCCAAGAAACCGGACCUGCUGUUCUGCACGCGGCCCAGGACGGGCCUGGCGCCGCAGCGCUGCCACCGCUUCCAGUCCUGCGCCUACCGCAGCAACCAGUGGCGGUACCGCGGCCGCUGCGACAGCAUCCAGUUYGCCGUGGACCGGCGGGUCUUCRUUGCGGGCUUCGGACUCUACGGGUCCAGCUGCGGUUCUGCUGAGUACAGCGCCAAGAUGGAGCUGAAGCGGCAGGGCGUGCCCGUGGCCCAGAGGAUCAUCAAGUACUUCUCAGACGGGUCCAGCAGCACCUUCCCCGUCUGGUUCGACUACCCGGUCCAGAUAGAACCCGACACCUUCUACACGGCCAGCGUGGUUCUGGACGGGAACGAGCUCAGCUACUUCGGGCAGGAGGGCAUGACCGAGGUCCAGUGUGGCAAGGUCACCUUCCAGUUCCAGUGCUCCUCGGACAGCACCAACGGGACCGGGGUCCAGGGGGGCCAGAUCCCAGA